This is a messenger RNA of Monomorium pharaonis (pharaoh ant), 948 nucleotides long. RefSeq names its product 15-hydroxyprostaglandin dehydrogenase [NAD(+)]. The transcript is spliced from 6 exons. NCBI's taxonomy places the organism in Eukaryota, Metazoa, Arthropoda, Insecta, Hymenoptera, Formicidae. The coding region runs from base 34 to 855 and encodes 273 amino acids. Gene Ontology annotation, cellular component: cytoplasm. Gene Ontology annotation, molecular function: oxidoreductase activity, acting on the CH-OH group of donors, NAD or NADP as acceptor. The record is from RefSeq and is a predicted model, not a curated record.
AAGUCUGAUUGUUGACAUACAUAUAAAGGUACCAUGGUCAACCACUUCUUUUAUAAUUUUUGUCACACAAUGGACAACAUACAAAAUAAAACAGCUGUAGUUACAGGCGCCGGAUCUGGCAUUGGCUACCAUAUUACUGAAGAAUUGUUGCGCAAAGGAGCGAAGAAAGUUGCUAUUAUCGAUUUGCCGAUAGUACGUAGUUAUGACGCGACAGUGACCUUGCAAAAAAAUUUUGGAAAAGACCGUGUUAUCUUUUUUCCGAUUGAUCUGACGAACUGGGAAGUGUACAGAGAAACCUUCAAGAAAAUUGUUAAAGCUCUCAAUGGACUUGACAUACUUGUUAACAAUGCCGGAAUAUGUUAUGACCGUCUGGUCGAGCAAAUGUUUGCUAUUAAUGUUGUAGCAGUAAUUCGUAGCUCUAUGUUAGGCAUAAAUUACAUGAGUAAGCAUAAAGGUGGCAAAGGAGGUACCAUAGUAAAUAUAUCGUCAAUAAGUGGUAUUAUUUCUUACCCUUUACGUCCGGUGUAUGGUUCUUCUAAAUCUGCUGUUGUUGGAUUUGGUCUCAAUCUGGAGAAAUUGUACAGUAAAACGGGAGUUCGUAUUCUAACAAUAUGUCCUGCUUUGACAAUAACGGCAAUGUCGACGACUAGAAAUGAAAACAAAUGUCUCGAUGUUGUCGAAGAAGAUGUUGUUAAAGAGAUGUUAAACAAAGAUUUUUUUGUGUCUCAAUCUGCUAUGCAUGUGGGAGAAUCCGUGGUCGUAGCUAUUCAAAAGGGUGAAAAUGGAUCAAUUUGGAUUGUUGAGAAAAACGAACCACCAUAUCCGAUCAAAUUGCCGCCUUUUGUUGCUGUUUAAAUGUAAAAUUCUUCAAAUAUUGGUUCAUACAAAAAAUUUUGUAUGAACAUUGCAAACAAUAUAUAUAUGAUGCGAAAUGAGAAGAAAAUUACG